Molecule: messenger RNA, 716 nt
Organism: Suhomyces tanzawaensis NRRL Y-17324
Lineage: Eukaryota; Fungi; Ascomycota; Pichiomycetes; Serinales; Debaryomycetaceae
Product: TRAPP subunit
Exons: 2
Coding region: 198-716 (172 amino acids)
Biological process (GO): endoplasmic reticulum to Golgi vesicle-mediated transport
Cellular component (GO): TRAPP complex
Source: RefSeq, a predicted model, not a curated record
CAAGCUUCGUUCCUCAUGGCCCAAUGGUCAAGGCGUCUGGCUACGAUUUAGUAACCACUUCUCGGUUGGAACCAGAAGAUUCCAGGUUCGACUCCUGGUGGGGAAGCUUUCUUUUUGGCUCUGGGCGCGAUAUUUGGUAGGCGCACGCCCCACUAUCCUAUACAAGAUCCGGUUUCCAUUUCCUAUCAAACACCAACAUGAAGUUGUACUCGAUCUACAUCCUCAACAAGGCUGGAGGCCUCAUCUAUCAGAACAACCUCGACCCCUCUCUUAACAGGCUAACUGCCAACGAUUAUCUCGUUUUGGCAGGUACUCUUCAUGGAGUCCAUGCCAUUGCCGCCAAGUUGACGCCAACCAUCGUGGGAAAAGACAGUACUAGUACCACCAGUGGGACAGAUCCCACCGCCAACAACGCGUUGUUGCUUUCAACUGGAAAAGUGCAGAACUCUAACACAAACAAAACAGGCUUGGGGAGCAUCGAGACAGACUUGUUCAAUCUCUAUGUGUUUCAGAGCUUAACCGGGAUCAAAUUCAUUCUUAUCACGUCGCCAAACCCAAUUCUCCAGAAGCAGCACGAGCAAGCCAGUGAAACGUUCCGUCAUUUGUACGUGCUCUACUCGGACUACGUAAUGAAAGAUCCGUUCUACUCGUUGGACAUGCCUAUCAAGAGCCAGUUGUUUGACCUCAAAGUGGGCGAAUUGGCUGCUCUGGUAUGA